Molecule: messenger RNA, 300 nt
Organism: Botrytis deweyae
Lineage: Eukaryota; Fungi; Ascomycota; Leotiomycetes; Helotiales; Sclerotiniaceae
Exons: 1
Coding region: 1-300 (99 amino acids)
Source: RefSeq, a predicted model, not a curated record
AUGGUUAACUUUGCUCGCUACACAUAUCCUCUUUUCUUUCCUUUCCUACUUGCCGCUCUUCUUCGAUCGUUCGGAGCUUGCGCAAGACAUUUGAAUACUGUACCAGCACCAGCACCAACGCCAGCGCCAACAACAAUCCCAAUACCAAUACCCCGAAAGGCCUUAGAAACGCCUAAAAACUUGGCGGAUCUCUCAAGGCUCAAGAGUCGACUACGAUCAGGUCAGUCUACACUCUACACUCUACAUAUAUACUUCCUUCGUGCAAGAGAUCUUCCAAAUGACUUUCUUUAUAUGGAUUAA